AUGGCAAUUGCAGUUAAAUAUUUUUCGGACUCUUCGAAUAGUGUUGAAACAAAUUUUUUGUGCUUAAUAGAUAUUGAAGUGGAAACAGCACAACAUCUGUUUGAAGCUAUCAAUAGUGCUCUUAAAGAUCGGGGCUUAAACUUACAGAAUGUCAUUGGUUUUGCACCAGAUACGACCAUCGUUAUGUUUGGAGAUUAUCCUGUGGCUCAUAGGUUAUAUAAAGACAUUUCUGGUAUGUUUACGUCAAUUCUAAGUUGCUACAUGAAAAAGAAUUAUGUGAAAGAAUCACCACUUUAUGAUUUAGACCCAAGGGCGGGCGCCUAUGUAUUUUUACCCAAAAAACAAAUGUAUUUAGGCAUUAACGUCGCCAAACAAUUAAAUAACGUAACAGACCACAUUCAUAAAGAUGGUAUAAUAGAUUUUCUUAAUAGAUCUCAACAAUUUUUAAUCGAGUUAUGUGAUCAAAUUAAAACACGACUGCCGUUAGAAAAUACCUUAUUUAAAGAAUUAGCAUUUUUAGAUCCCCAAGAAGUAGUUUAUUCCGAGUAUGUUAGUUUAACCCCUCUUUUGACAAAAUUUCCAAAUUUAGUUCCUGAAGGUAUGGAACAAAUUAUCGAUAACGAAUUUCGUAAUCUACAUUUAGACCCAAAUGUUGCUGAUUUGCUUGCACGUAGCACGAUAUCUCCAAACGUACCAAACGUAGAAACAUUUUGGGUCAAUAUUGGCAAAAUUUGA
Psylliodes chrysocephalus is the source of this 735-nucleotide messenger RNA. NCBI's taxonomy places the organism in Eukaryota, Metazoa, Arthropoda, Insecta, Coleoptera, Chrysomelidae. The record is from the annotation of a GenBank genome assembly.